Messenger RNA from Strongylocentrotus purpuratus (purple sea urchin), 4780 nucleotides. RefSeq lists its product as uncharacterized. The transcript has 2 exons. The record is from RefSeq and is a predicted model, not a curated record. Gene Ontology annotation, biological process: proteolysis. The coding region runs from base 410 to 4780 and encodes 1456 amino acids. Gene Ontology annotation, molecular function: aspartic-type endopeptidase activity; nucleic acid binding. Lineage: Eukaryota; Metazoa; Echinodermata; Echinoidea; Camarodonta; Strongylocentrotidae.
UUGGUAUGAAAUUGUUGUUUUUCAUAUUAUUAAGGAAAUUCAAUCGUUGCAAAGGUAUUUAUUUUGAGAUCGUUUUUUCCCGUUACUUUUGUAAGCUCAAACAGUUAGAGUCGUAUUUUCUUUGGAUUUUUCUUUCUGAAGAUACCGUAGCAAUUUCUUUCACGGUGGUUUUAGUACGGCAUGUUCAGUUGUCACUCACUUUCAUUUCAACACGUUGACAGGAAGGAAUUGUCAGCUCGUCAUCAUUUGCUCGUUUUCAGCAUGUUAAUUUGUGUCCCGCCACAGAAAUUGAAUAAAUACCUACACCAGUAGGAACUAUACAUUCUAACGGGCACAUCUCGGCUUGUUCACUGAUCCAAACAUAAUUCAAUUUCUCACGAAACUCCGGGAUUGGAAUCAGACGGACAAGAUGGCUGAAACUGCAGGCGAGCUGAAAGUUAAGAGGAGAACGGCAAAAGGGAAGCUCACAAGGGGUAUGAACCAACUACAGGCCCUUUUGAACACUGAAAGAUCCAUCAAGGAGGUAGAUGAGAGCUAUCACGAAUUCCGCAAACUGUAUGAAAAUGUGGAGGCAAAACAUGAUGCCUAUUCUGAGGUUCUCGAUGACAACGCGUAUGAAGCAGAGCAGGCGUGGAUGGAGGACUGCAUGAAUAGCUUCAUGCAGAUGAAGGUGAAGGUUGUGGACUAUGUAGGCAAUAGUACCGGCGCGGAUGACACGGUUGACACCACAAGAGAAGCUGAAAGCCCAAGGUCAGAAGUGAGAAACACAACAACAUGUCAUGUACAGAUAGAGAAACCAAAGUUGCCACGUUUCUCAGGAGACAUCAGAGAGUACCAGACCUUCAAAUCGGACUUUAAACAUCUUAUCGAGUCCAAAUACUCGGAGAGGGACUGUAUAACCAUUCUGCGUACUAGUUUACAAGGCAAAGCACUUGAAGUGAUUCAAGGCAUAGGAACAGACUACAACGCAGCUUGGGAGCAACUAAAUGUCAUCUACGGUGAUCAGAGGAAUGUCGCAGAUGCUGUCAUCUACGACAUCACAAAGUUCAAGAACUUGAAAGACGGCGAUGAUAAAGGGUUCAUUGAACUAGCAGGAUUAGUGAGGAGGAGCUACAACACUCUGAAGGAAAUCAACAAGGAGGAGGACAUGAACAAUUCUCACAUGUUGUCAUUGAUAGAGCGAAAGCUUACGAAUGAAGAUCGUAAAAUCUGGUUACGUCAACAGAAGUCACCAACUUUGAAGUGCUUAAUGGAAUGGUUGAGCCAGGAGUUGCAAACUCGUAUCAGGGCAACUGCAUCGAUUCGAGAAGGAAGGUCAGAUAGCAAGCCAAGGCAGGGUGCCUUCAUACACCAUCUGACACAGGAGGACAAAGGAAAUGAAGGUCGCAAACCAGACUUUAAGUGUUGGCUCUGUAAAUCCAAUGAUCAUUGGGUCGAUAAGUGUCAGAAGGUCGUUAAGAUGAGCCAGCAGGAGAGGUACGAGUUGAUGAAGGAAAACAGGGCUUGUUUUAGCUGUCUGAAACGGGCUGGCAAGGAACAUCGGAUGACUACAUGUCGGAGAAGAAAGAAGUGUGAUCGAUGUUCUUCCUUUCACCAUCCUUUGUUACAUUCAACCAUAAAGAUCCAGGAAUCUACUGUGGAUGUUGCAAGCACCGGAUCGAGUGAAACUCUUCUGCCAAUUCUUACAGUCAAGGUUCGUGGUCCAAAGGGAGCGGUCAUUGGCAACUGUUUAUUGGACUCGGGUUCUCAGGUGACACUCAUCAGAAAGGGAGUAGCAGAGAAGCUCAACCUGGAGGGUGAUCCGGUUCAAAUAGUGAUCACAAAGAUCGGCGGAGAUAGAGAGACUACUAAUUCUAAGUGGUAUCGGGUGAAGGUAGAGUCUUUGGACAAUCAUCGAGUUGUUAAUGUUAAAGCUAUUGGACUAGAUGUGAUCAACGACAACAUCAGAAGUGUUGAAGUUCGGGAGCUUGCAAGGAUCUUCGAUCUUGAUAAGCUCAACAGAGGAGACGGGUCAGUUGAUCUACUCAUCGGUGCUGAUUAUGCAAGACUACAUCUUGGUGACGUCAAGUCAAGAGAAAGAGGACAUCUAGUGGCUACGCGAACUCCACUAGGUUGGGUGGUAUUUGGCGGCAAGCCAGGACAGAGCAGUGGAAGUGUACUUAAUGUACAGGUGGUUGGAAAUCCUAUUGACCUGCAGGAUUUCUGGACGACGGAGUCCAUGGGUGUGGCAUGUCCAGCUAUGGAGACAGAUGAACAGAAGUUAAUCACCAAGGCCUGUCAGAAGAAAGGACAGCAGUGGCUGGUACCGUACCCAUGGUUGAAAGAUCCUAGAGAACUUCCAGACAAUAAGGUUCUAGUGGAGAAAAUGCUCUGUGCUACUGAGAAAAGGCUGAUGAAGGAUGCAGAGCAUGCAAAGGCCUAUGACCAUCAAAUCAAGGAGAUGGUUCAGAUGGAUUUUGCUAGGAAGCUAACGGCUGAGGAGAUGGAGUCGUACAACGGUCCUGUGCAUUACAUCCCUCAUCACGCCGUAUUGAGACCAGAGAAAAAGAGCACACCGAUACGAAUUGUCUUCAACUCUUCAUCAGUGUAUCAAGGCAAGUGUCUCAAUGAUUUCUGGAUGAAGGGGCCUGACCUGUUGAACAAUUUGUUUGGAGUCAUCAUACGAUUUCGGGAGAAGCCAGUAGCAGUCUGUGCGGACAUCUCCAAAAUGUAUCAUAGGGUGCUGAUACCGGAAUCUGAUCAACACGUACACAGAUUCUUGUGGAGAGACUUGCAAGUUGAUAGAAAGCCUGAUACCUAUGUGAUGCAAGUUGUUACCUUCGGUGACAAACCGGCUUCAGCAAUGGCGCAGACAGCAUUGAGGCUCACUGCAGAAGAGGGACGCACUCAGUCCCCAGAGGCUGCAGAUGUGUUGAAGAGAGACUCAUACAUGGAUGAUAUCUGCACAUCUACAAAUACGAGAGAGGAAGCUCAAGCCUUAACUGAGAGCAUUGACAAUAUUCUCGCUAAUGGUGGGUUUAAGGUGAAAGGCUGGACUUCAAGCACACAGCUAAAGGGAGCAGGAGGAGAUGAAAUGGAGAAAACUCUGAUGGAGAGUCUAGCAGAGGAAAAGGUGCUAGGAGUCUUCUGGGACAGAAAAAGGGAUGAGUUCUCUUACAGGGUGAAAGUUGAGAAGUUCUUGGAUAAGGAGCUAACCAAGAGAAUCAUCCUAGGCCAGGUUUCUCGAAUCUUUGAUCCGAUUGGCUACACAGCACCGUUUGUCAUCCGAGCAAAGAUAGGACUACAGAAGAUGUGGGAAGCUGGCUAUGACUGGGAUGCAGUUCUUCCAGAGGAAUGCCAGAUAGAGUGGAAGAGAUUCUUUCAAGAGAUGGAAGAGCUCAAGGAAGUAACGUUUGAGAGAUGUUUGACUCCGAAGGAUGUAGUUGGGAAGCCGCUACUAUGUAUCUUCAGUGAUGCAUCAAUGCACGCCUUCGGAGCAUGUGCAUACCUGAGGUGGGAGACGGAGGAUGGAGACUACAAGACAAGAUUUGUGGCAGCGAAAUCACGAGUGGCACCACUGAAGCCACUGACGGUUCCGCGCCUUGAACUUCAGGCUGCAGUUCUUGCCAGCCGACUGUACAAGACGAUAGUAGAGCAGCUGACGAUGGAGAUAGAUGAUGUCAUCCUCUUUACAGACAGUAUGAUAGCCCUCUCAUGGGUGAGGUCUAAGGCAAGGAACUUCAAGACGUUCAUUGCUACUAGGGUAGGAGAGAUCCAGAGCAACACAGACCCCAGCAAAUGGCGACAUAUCUCAGGAGUAGACAACAUAGCAGAUGUGUUGUCAAGAGGACUGAAGGCAAGUGAACUGAAGGGUUCAUGGCAACACGGUUCAGACUUCCUACAACAGUCAAGAUCUGAUUGGCCUGAGGAAGUGAAGGUUCUUACGAAUCUACCUGACGUUGAGAAGGAGAGGCGUCAUGAGAAGACGGUUCUAGCUGUGGGUUUAAGUUGUGACCUAAUCGAUUAUGAGAGGUUCUCCAGCUGGAGGAAACUGGUCAGAGUCGCAACAUUGGUGUUAAAGUUUGUGAAGAAACUAAAGGCUAGACGGGGAAAUCAGGAGAAAGAGACCAGUAAAGGAAUGACUCCCGCAGAACUAGAGGAGGGAGAAAGGUACAUCAUCAGAGACGUACAGAAAGGCAUGGAAUCACGAAUCAAGAAGGGAGAACUGAAGUCCUUGAGUCCCUUCAUUGAUGACUAUAGAGUCAUUCGAGUAGGAGGCAGGAUAGAUAAAGCGAUGACAUCAUUCGAGCACAAGCAUCCUGCUCUUCUUCCGUAUGGACAUCAUGUUUCCAAGCUGAUUACUCGUCAUGUUCAUGAGAUGAGUCAUAGUGGAGUAGCUGCAACAAUGGCAAAGAUAAGGCUAAAGUACUGGAUUCUACGGGGCCAUAAACUUAUCAAAACGCUCAAGUACAGGUGUACUAAAUGCAGAGCUUUUCUGCAAAAAACUGAGACCCAAGAAAUGGCCCAGCUACCUAGGGAGAGAUUAGCUCCGAAUACACCACCGUUCCACUUCACAUCGUGCGAUUACUUCGGGCCACUAACCGUGCGAGUGGGACGCAACAAGACGUCGAAGCAUUACGGAGUCAUCUUUACCUGCUUGAACACAAGGGCCGUUCAUCUCGAGCUGGCAGUAGAUUGCAGUGCCAUGGAGUUUAUGCAGGUACUGCAGCGUUUUUUUCGCUGUGAGAGGACAACCGGCCAGCAUCCUAAGCGACAACGGCACUCAGUUUGUCGGUACUGA